ACAUUUUCAGCAGCGGCAUUGUUGCUCUCUGCUGACGGUCGUCGUCGAUCUGCCACCAGCAAACAUUAACCACCUAUUUAUCUACAUUGGGGAAAAAAUGCACGCGUUUGUAAUCGCCUGAUGUUGUUUUCCUCGUAAACAUUAGACAACUCGUCAUUUUUGUUCUAUAUUGAAGCCCGUUGCUAAUAUAAAACUAGCUAGCUUGAUUAGCACUGGCGAAAAUGAAUUCCAACACGCACGUCAUUCAGGUGACGAAUGUCUCCCCGAGCGCGGCGUCCGAGCAGAUGAGGACUCUGUUCGGAUUCCUCGGAAACAUAGACGAGCUGAAACUCUUUCCGCCUGAUGACUCUCCCUUGCCUGUGACUUCACGUGUCUGUUUUGUAAAGUUCCAAGAGUCCGGGUCGGUGGGAGUUUCCCAACACCUGACGAACACUGUCUUCGUGGACCGAGCCUUGAUCGUGGUCCCUUUUGCUGAAGGAGUCAUCCCUGAUGAAUCUAAAGCAAUGUCGCUGCUGGCUCCAGCCAAUGCCGUGGCAGGAAUGAUGCCUGGGGGGGGCCUUCUUCCAACACCCAACCCUCUGAUGGGAGGGACACCCUUUGGAGCUCCCAACAUGGAGCAAAUGGUUGCCAUGGGAAUGUCGGGCCCUAACAUGAACCCCCAGGCUCUUUCUGCCGACUUCCUGAAGCUCAUGCAGUCCAUGGACCCCAAACUUAACCCAUUAGCGGCCGGACUAAACUUGAAUCCAGGGAUGAAGAAUGAUGCGUCCAAUAAGGAGAUUGAAGAGGCCAUGAAGAGGGUCCGAGAGGCCCAGUCGCUCAUCUCUGCAGCCAUUGAACCUGGAAGUAAAAAAGAUGACAAGCGCAAACAUUCGCGCUCUCGUUCGCGGUCGAGGCGCCGGCGGUCCAGAUCUCGCUCAAGACACAGACGGUCAAAGAGUCGGUCUCGGCGCAGGUCCCAUUCCAGGAGUAGGAGGCGGUCCAAGAGUCCACGCAAGAGGAAGUCCCACUCCCGCGAAAGGAACCGCUGCAGUAGAUCGAGCAGGGACAGGAGGAAGGAGGAAAAGUCUAAGAAAAGGUCAAAGACGCCCCCCAAGAGCUACAGCAGCGCCCGGAGGUCUCGGAGCAUGAGUCGGAGGCACAGGCGGAGCCGCAGUGCAACUCGCUCCCCCCGGAGGAAGUUGUCCACUUCUCCAUCGCUCAGACGUCACAAGAAAGAGAAAAAGAAAGACAAGGAGCGCGAGAAGGAGCGGGAGAGAGACCGGAGGGAGGACAAAGACAAGGACCGGAGGGAGGACAAGGACCGGGGCAGAGAGGAGCGGGAGCGCUCGGCCAGUAAGAAGAAGAAGAGCAAAGACAAGGAGCGAGACCGGGAGCGCAAGUCUGACAGUGAGAAAGGAGACGUGAAGGUGACCCGGGAUUACGAUGAAGAGGAGCAGGGUUAUGACGGUCAAAAGGAAGGAGAGGAGGAUGACUAUGAGAGGAAGAGCAACUCUGACUCUGCCUCAUCCCCCAAGGGCCAGGAGGAGAUGGAGAGACCAGAGGGCCACACCCCCAAGAAGUCCAAAUUGAAUGGAGACGACCACCAUCAGGAAGACAUGGAGAUGAGCGACUAGGAGCCGCCCAACAGUGUUAACUUUCCACUUUUAUAUUUUUAAUAUAGGCCACGACGCGUCUGUGCCUGAUCACUCUAAGUUAAAAAGAAUGAUUUGUUGUCUUGUCCGUAGAAGCGUCGAAGGAAGGCGGUUAAAUCCUUUUUGUAAAGACGAGGAAACGAAGGCUAAAAUCUGAGUAACGUGAGACGUGGUUUUAAAUAGCCAUUGCUGUACUUUUUUAAGAUUCUAUUGAUUUUUUGUUGUUACCUUUUUUGUGUUUUGAACUUUGUCUUCCUGGCAGUAGAAUACAAAGCGUUUCAAACUAAAUUUCUGUCGCUGUAAAUAUGUUAUGAGUCUUUUCUUCCUUCUGUGACUGAGUCACUUGACACCCAGCACAACGUUUAUGGUCAUGUUUUGGUUGCUGGACAAUUUAGCUUUAACUGUAAUGCACGCGUCCUGUUUCAGAUGACCUUACUCUUCACACCCUGUGGUAAGUGGACACUGUAGAUCGAAAUGUGUUGUUGCAAUGAGUUGCUUUAGGUUUUCCAAAGGAAACUAAUAAAAUUGUAUCAAACUGUCAA
This is a messenger RNA of Pseudoliparis swirei, 2173 nucleotides long. Its product is annotated as serine/arginine-rich splicing factor 11-like. The transcript is spliced from 12 exons. Gene Ontology annotation, cellular component: nucleoplasm. Gene Ontology annotation, biological process: RNA splicing. The record is from RefSeq and is a predicted model, not a curated record. Bases 222 to 1613 code for a protein of 463 amino acids. Gene Ontology annotation, molecular function: RNA binding. NCBI's taxonomy places the organism in Eukaryota, Metazoa, Chordata, Actinopteri, Perciformes, Liparidae.